GCCCCCCACCCCCACCCCGCCUGGCCCGAGGGACACUAGGUUGUGGCGUUUGUCCAGCUGCUCCCUCAGGGGAGCGAGGCCAUGGGGCCUAUAGGCUUAGCCUCUGACCCUGGGGACGCUCAGCCCAGGCCUGCCCCAGCACCAAUAGUCAAGGGGCAGCAAAUUUUUAACUAGACACACUGAUCAUUAACAGGGUAGGAAGGAGUUCAAACUCAGCCUCACUCAGGGGCAGAGACCAGCUGGGCCUUGGGCCUCUUGCAGAGAUGUUGGGCCGUGGAGUCUGGUCCUCCGUGAGGCAGGGGCUGAGCAGGCGCUUGUCCAGGAAUGUGGGGGGCUGGGCGUCAGGGGAGGGGAGGAAGGUGGACAUUGCAGGCAUCUACCCCCCUGUGACCACCCCCUUCACUGCCACGGCAGAGGUGGACUAUGGGAAACUGGAGGAGAACCUGCACAAACUGGGUACCUUCCCCUUCCGAGCCACGCAAGCCACUGUGGAGAUGACUGUGAGCAUGGCCCAGGUUGGGGCAGACGCCGCCAUCGUGGUGACCCCUUGCUACUAUCGUGGCCGCAUGAGCAGUGCUGCCCUCAUUCACCACUACACCAAGGUCGCUGACCUUUCCCCAGUCCCUGUGGUGCUCUACAGCGUCCCAGCCAACACGGGGCUAGCCCUGCCCGUGGAUGCAGUGGUCACGCUCUCCCAGCACCCGAACAUCGUGGGCAUCAAGGACAGUGGCGGUGACGUGACCAGGAUGGGGCUGAUGGUUCACAAGACCCGGAGGCAGGAUUUCCAGGUGUUGGCUGGAUCGGCUGGCUUCCUGCUGGCCAGCUACGCCGUGGGAGCUGUGGGGGGCGUGUGUGCCCUGGCCAAUGUCCUGGGGGCCCAGGUGUGCCAGCUGGAGCGACUCUGCCUCACGGGGCAAUGGGAAGAUGCCCAGAAACUGCAGCACCGCCUCAUUGAGCCAAACACUGCGGUGACCCGGCGCUUUGGGAUCCCCGGGCUGAAGAAGACCAUGGACUGGUUUGGCUACUAUGGAGGCCCCUGCCGAGCCCCCUUGCAGGAGCUUAGCCCCACAGACGAGGAGGCGCUGCGUAUGGAUUUCAGCAGUAAUGGCUGGCUCUGAGGGCAAGGAGAGGACCCGAGCCCAUCUCAGCUUCCUGCCUUGUGCCUGCAGCUGAAGAGGCACAUGUGGGUACGAGCCUUCAAAGCCUGUUUCCCUACUUGAGUCCUCUAGGUGGCCUCUUCCAGGCUCUGCCAUGCAUCCUCAUUUCCUAGUCUCACAGUCCCAUGACUGCUGGCAUUUGUACCCUAAACUCUGCUCUCUAGAGACCCUCAGUCUGGGAAGGAGCAAUUGCUUGUCCUUCUACUGUGCCUUCCUGUGCCCUGGGACGUGACCAGGAGCCAGAGGGCAAGAGCAGGGGCGUACUGGGCACAAGUAACAUCAUGUAUUUUACUGAUGGGACGGCUGCUUAGACUUGGCUGGACACACCAGAGCCCAGCACAGUGCAGCGGGGAGCCAGAGCUAUUCUUAAGAACCUGACUCCUUCCAGGGAAAGUGGUGGGUUCGGAAACCUAAUCAGAAGUGUCACUGGCCUUUGAAAGGCCCCCAAGCUGCAUUCCAGACACAGUGCCCUUUCCUAAAUCCAUUUUGAUCCUCUCAUAUUCUCAUCUCUUGCGUUGAUCUCAACCGUAGAGAGCACGAGCUGACCCAGGGGCUUGCCAGAGUUGGUAAAUAAUGACCCCUGGUGGAUAAAUGUUACAUUCUAGGAGACUUCUAGCCAACCUAGGUCUGAAACAUUAGGGAAGGAGACUUGGUCUAAGACCUGGCCAUCCUCUUGCCUUAGGCACUGUGCUUUCAUUGUUAAAAAUAAUACUUUGUUCUUGCAAUAAAGUUGAAUAAGUGAAAACGGUGUGGCCAUGUACAAAUU
Molecule: messenger RNA, 1923 nt
Organism: Zalophus californianus (California sea lion)
Lineage: Eukaryota; Metazoa; Chordata; Mammalia; Carnivora; Otariidae
Gene: HOGA1
Product: 4-hydroxy-2-oxoglutarate aldolase 1
Exons: 6
Coding region: 264-1118 (284 amino acids)
Biological process (GO): N-acetylneuraminate catabolic process
Molecular function (GO): 4-hydroxy-tetrahydrodipicolinate synthase activity; N-acetylneuraminate lyase activity
Source: RefSeq, a predicted model, not a curated record